CAUGAUCUCAACUCGUAAAAAAAGGAAUGACAAACAAACAAUCCUGGUCCACGUUUUUAUCUCGAUUUUUCUAAGGAUUAUUUUUCUAUAAAAUGGCGGAGCAUCCAGAAGAGGAAGAAGAUCAAGGCAAGGAAUUCCUGAUCAAGUUCUUGGCGCUGGGGGACUCGGGCGUGGGGAAAACGAGUCUUCUUUACCAGUACACAGAUAGUCACUUUAACCCGCGCUUUGUACCCACGAUUGGAAUAGACUUCAGAGAGAAGAGAGUGGUUCAUCACCCAUUAAACCCUGAUGGUGAACGAUCAACAAGAGGACAACGCAUUCACUUGCAACUAUGGGAUACUGCCGGCCAGGAACGGUUUAGAAGUUUAACAACUGCAUUCUUCCGGGAUGCUAUGGGUUUUCUUCUUGUCUUUGACUUAACACAUGAGCAGUCUUUUGUUAACAUUCGCAACUGGCUAAGUCAAUUACAGACGCAUGCGUACUGUGAGAAUCCAGAUAUAGUUUUACUGGGCAACAAGGCUGACUUAGAAGAUGAUCGCGUGGUGGAUGAGGCAGAAGCCAGAGCUUUGGCAGACAACUUGGGACUUAAAUAUUUUGAAACUAGUGCAGCUACAGGGCAGAAUGUUACAAAAUCAGUAGAAGCAUUACUAGACCAGGUCAUGGUACGAAUGGAGAAUUGUGUUGACCGUGCUACCCUCCCAAACAAUGUUUUCAACAACAAUCCAUCGCGAGUAAGCAAGCUGAAGGAGGUUGAUGAAGCAAGUGAAGAGUCUAGUGGAUGCUCUUGUUGAGUGGCAAUAAUAAGUCUACAGUAUUUAUAGCAAGAAUAUAAUGUAAUACAACAUAAGGUAACUUCAAAGUAUAACAUGUUUCAUGUAACAACAUCUACUAUUAAGAUAUUACAGUGGAACCUCAAUUUAACAAACCUCUAUAUAAAAAAAUGCUUGGUAUAACAAACAAUUUUCUUCCUUAAAGCCCAAUCAAAAUUUCGCUAAAAUGUAUGGAACAGAACUUCAAUAUACUGGUAGUACCCUCGCUAUGAUGAACAGUUCCCCCAGUACCUUCUCACUUUGUUAAAUUGAGUUUCCAGUGUACUCAAACUUUUGCAUUUUCACAAGGCUCUAGCCAACAGGCUGGUUUAACCUUAUUAAACCACUUUGUCUUAGAUUGCCUUAGGUCUAGGGUUUUGUUUUAUUUGUGCAGAUCAUUUAGUUGUGGAGAGUGGGGUGAUCAUCCUUAUCCCCCACCCCCUGGGGAAAGAAUACAUUGCCACCUUCAUCUGUGCCUCAAGUUGUUAAACAUUUGAGACACCAACUACAUUAGUAGUGAAUCAUUGAUAGCAACAAAAGAAGACAAGUGUUAAAAAUUUUGCCAGUUUUACUGCAAAGUACACUACAAACGAUUUCUUGGAUUAUGUUUUUAAAUCACUCUACCGAUCAGCAGUACUGUUGUUUAACUUGUAGUGUACAACCUUGUAAACAGAGAAUUACUUUUUCAUAUUAAUUCCAUCAUUGUUUUUUAUAGCAAGGUCAACCAGUUUUUUUUAUAGGGACUUUUUUGUGCAAAAAAGUGGGGGUAAGCAAUUAAAAAUAUGAGUAGUGUUUCAGUAUGUAGCAGUCUUUUAGAGUUUGUUUCUACCUUCUUGUAGUGGCCUUUAUUCACUGGGAACAUCUCCAGGGAGAAUUUGACAAUGACAUUUUGCAAACAUUUCCAGCUUUUUUUUUCCCAUUUUCCACCCAUCAGCCUUCCCUGAUACAUUAGAUGUAUUUUUUUCUUGUUAUUGAUAUAGUAACAAUUUAAUGGUCUUUAAGACCACUAUAAAAGAAUAGACAAUUAUUUCCGCAUUUUUGAAAAAUAUGUUAUUCUAUUUAUAUUUGUUUAGAAGUUCAAUUCGAAUUCAAAUGAAUAAAUGAUACAUAAAAUCAUAAUAGAUUAAAUGUAAAUUAUGCCAAUCUUGAUAUUAAUUAUUUCGUGAAUUGUAACUGAUACUGGAAUGCAUGCAUAGUAUUUUAGCCAAUCCGAUUCAUGUUUCUAUAUUCUGUAUCUCAUGUAAAAUACGCCAGGAGUAAUAGGGGAUAAAAAUAAAAUGAGACAAAAA
Messenger RNA from Nematostella vectensis (starlet sea anemone), 2098 nucleotides. RefSeq names its product ras-related protein Rab-27A. Gene Ontology annotation, cellular component: melanosome; secretory granule. The transcript has 5 exons. Gene Ontology annotation, molecular function: GTP binding; GTPase activity. Bases 93 to 791 code for a protein of 232 amino acids. Gene Ontology annotation, biological process: melanosome transport; positive regulation of exocytosis. The record is from RefSeq and is a predicted model, not a curated record. NCBI's taxonomy places the organism in Eukaryota, Metazoa, Cnidaria, Anthozoa, Actiniaria, Edwardsiidae.